GCAGAGUGGCUCAGUCAGUGUGUAAUGUGCAGUGGAAGCGUGAGGGCCCUGUCCAUGUGCGUUAUGGUUUCUGGUUCUGUUCCAUUCCGGAUGUUAAGGAAAAUAUAGAGAUUUACACUAAAGGAUCUACCCAAUAAACUGCUGAAGGUGAGGGUGAAGUGUGGGACACCCAUUGGUCGCGGUGAUGAAGCCAGUGUACGUGCGGCCAGAGAGCGGUGACAGUGUGAAGCGUGCCACCUGCUAUGUGUGCGGGUGUCCGCGGUAUGCGGAAUACCCUCUGGCAGUGAGGCAGCAGGCCACAGGGCCCUACUUCCCCUUCCUCGAGACCCACGAGCCUCCUGACGGUUCAGAGCCGCCCUCACCUGAUGGCCGCGUUCUCUCCUGUUUUCUCUGCUACUCGUACCUGACUCAACAAUGGCAGUUGUACGAGCGGGACAAAGUACCACCCGUCAAGCGCAUAUACUGGCUCAAAAGAGUGGACAAUGGGCCAUACACGGGCGUGGAGGUGGGCGUUCAGAGUGAGUACGCCUCUCAGCUCCUGGGUCUGGCUCCAGACCCUCCCCCACCCACCGAUAUUAAAAGACCGGGACCAAGUGGUAGCACCAGGGCACAACCGUCACCAGCCGCCUCUGCUGCUCCUCCUGCUGCUUCCAUAGAAGUCAAGAGAUCGAGGAUAGUUCCUCCUCAGCCCCAACCACCAAGUUUGCCCUUGCCGCCCCCCGGAGUACCUCCCCUACCUCAUGGUCUAACAAUACCCCAGGUGGGCCCCCAGCAGGAGGCGCUAGACCUGUCGCUGGAUGGUCGCCGCGGCACCAAGCGUGAGCGCGAAGAAGACGUGGCGUACCGAGACCCCCGGCCGCCAGCCGUCACGCCCCCGAGGACAGAGGUACUGGAUCUGCGGAUGCCCGAUAAGAACGCCACCACCGAGGUAUGUUACGUGUGUGGGGACCACCACAAGAAGGGCACCUUAGUCGACAUAUAUGCCAAACAACAAAGUGGAAGUUGCCCUUUUUUUCCGAGCCUGAUGCUGCACCCUCGCCCCAGUAAAUCGCAUCCUAUGGAGGCCUCGGGGAGGGUGCAGGGCUGCCGGGACUGUUACAGACACCUGCAGCUUCAAUGGGACGCCUAUGAGGUCCACAACAUCCCGCACGGAGAUAGAAAUUAUUCUCUUCGUAAGAGAUCAUCGUCUCUGUUGCAGGACUGCACCGCUUUUGUGUGCUACAAGUGUGGCCGAGAGUGUCCCUCCAGUUCUCUCUGUUUGAUAUAUUGCAAACCUAAUUCGGAAAACGAGCCCUAUUACCCUUUCAUCCAAAAACUCGAUCCACCAGAAGGAGCGUCCCCCAUCUCGCCGCAGGGGAUGGUGCAGGUGUGUAGUGUGUGCUACAAGACCAUCCCGCAGGAGCAGCGCGACCUGCAGAAAAAGAGAGGAGACAACGGUAGCAACAAGUCGCCAAGAGGGAGUGUAACUGAUGGAAGCGGGGGAGGGGAGGAACAGCGUGACAGUGCCAGCCCCCAGCAUCCACCUGCACUCACACCCCCCACCCACCAGGUGCUGCCUCGUGCUGCCUCUACUGCUGCCGCCGAUGGUGAUCCCCACAUGGAAGAAGCCACCUGCUACCUCUGUCACCAGAACCACGCACGGCAGGCCAUGCACUGGCUGGCCAUGGUGGCUGAGGGCACAUUUCAGGAUGGCAUGUACUUCUCUUUCCUGAAGUACUUGCCGAGGAUCGGCCAGAACAGCGUGGUGGAGAACGGUCGGGUGCUGGCCUGCUCUCCCUGCUUCCAUCACCUUAGCACUCAGUGGAACGAGUACGAGAAAGAUAAAAUACCAAAGGAACACCGACAGUUCUCCCUGAGAGCCAUGCCCACGAAUUCACAUUCUCCUCGCCUCACCCCCGGCCCUACCCACUCCUCGCCCGGGACGUCUCCCUCAGACAGCUCCCCUCCACAUGGGUUCUCAGCGGCAAUAGAGGCGCAUCUUAAGUCCUCAGAAAUCGUAAAAAAGGCGCCUCCUGGUUAUGCGGGACAGCCCCUUCAUACCCUAGAGGUGGUGCCUGCUGAACAGGAUUCUAAGGCGCCCACGUUGCCUGUCAUCACCACACAGAACGCCCUCAAUAUCGCCAUCAAUUGUUUCGUAUGCAGCUUCCACUCUAAGGCCGGGCAGACGUACGCCCUGCGGAGCAAACCCCAUGGCUCGGAGCCUUUCUUCCCCUUCUUAGAGAAGCAUCAGUCAGCCCACCCGGAGGCUCGCGUCAAUGACUCUUGUGUGCUGGCCUGCCUCUGUUGCUUCCAUUCCCUCAUUUUACAGUGGCAGCGCUACGAGAAGGAACAAGUGGCCCACUACGCCAGACUCUACGACACUUACAACUACUCUUGCUUCAUCUGUAGCCUCAAGACGUACCGCAAGAGACUCUACCUCCUCCCCGUUAAGGAUUAUCCAUUCCUGAAAGAUCACAAUCGACCAUCAGGUGGCAUGGUGGUAGAUAAUGGCCACUCAGUGGUGGUUUGUAAGGACUGCUACUCCUCUCUCAAGAACCAGUACAUAGAGUUGGAGAGAUGGGGAGUGCCAGUGGAGAAGAGACAGUACAACUGGAUACAGCGUCCUCCGCCGCCAGAUUUCCAACAGGGCACUACAACCAAGCCUAGCCAGGGGCCCACCAUGGGCUCUCAGCCCCCGUUGGUGGAGCCCGGCUCAUCUAGCCCAGGCUUUCAUCCAGGGACUCCCCCAGGGGUCUUGUCCCAGCCAGGAGGUGGGGACAGCCCUAGGGGAUCUCAAGGCCCAGUAUUGGGCUCUUCCACUGCGGCAGUUGAUGGUUCUGGGUCACGAUCAGGGGUGGUCAACUUGUGUGAGGAUCCCCCAUCACCAGCUAGUAGUGCCUUACCCAAGUUGAUUGAAUCAGUCAGCAUCCCUGUAGAGUCAACUGAAACAUCUUGUGUGGGAAGUAUCCCCUCCUGCCAUGCCCCCCUUCAGCUCAAAAUUGGUGUCGCCAGGCAGGGGGGCACACAACAUAACACCCUCACUAAGCAGCACUCAGUGGCGCCCAGUGAAGGUCUCAACUCUGGCGAUGCGAAACAACCAAGACACGCAAGGCAAAAGCUUAUCCCAGUUGACCAGUCCUCCAAGAGACUUAAUACUGAAAACCUUCAUGCAGCAAACCUCUCCAAGGAGCAUAUCUCCUCCAGCCAAGCCACAACCCACAACCAGCUAAAUAAUGAAGAUAAAGUUGCCCACAAGAAGAGAAAAUCUGUAAUCAGAGGGUUGAGUAGUAAAGCAGUGCCAACAGGUAGUACCAGCACCCAGUCCCAGCUUUCAUCAUGCAGUCGGCAGCUGUUAACACCCCCUCAUGAGCUUCAGGCCAAGUGCUCAUGAACCCAGAAAGAAUGGUCAGAGUCUUCCCUGAAUUAACUGAUGAGUGUAUUUUCACUAUGCAACAAAAGAAAGGCAACUAACAGUGUUGGUGGGUUAUAUUUUAUCACUACUAGACAGGACCAGACUGAUGGUCUUCAAAACAAGUCAAUUGCAUUUCUGUUCAUUUUAUGGAUAAAAAACGUGUUGAUUAAACUGCCUGUGAGAGUAUUGGCAUGUCUACAGCCAAAAUAUGUGGCCAAAAUAUUUAUAUUUAGUACAGGUUUAUCCAUGAUGAAAAUUUUUAAAAUGAACCAAUUCCAUUUUUUACUCUAAAAUUUAUAUUGGGUCCAGGGUUUGCUUGAAGCUUUACUUGUAUACUGAAGCUGUAGCUAAAGGCUUGUCACCAUACUAUAAACAAAACUUUGGACUUGUGCAUCAGUAUGAAGACCGUGUUGAUCCAUGCAGAAAUUUUCUAGAUUUUUCAGUUAGUAUUAUUAUUAGAUUAUGACACAUGGCACUCAUUAACAUCUGUGAAAAUGAUCCUCAAAGUCCUGAACAUGGUUUUAAUUGUAAUUUAAAUAUCUCUUCAUUAAAAUAAUGUCGAGCAUCAUGUUGGGCAGAACCUGCAGCUGUUAUACAGUUGAUUUAGAAAGAUAUAAAGAAUUUUAUGAUGCUACAUUUUACUUUGAGCCAAUAAUUACGUUUAUAGAGGUACUGGGUACUCUGUGUGGAUUUUUACUAAGAUGUAUUAAUGGUAAAGUUUAAAAUUUUGACAAAAGAUAAUAUGACUAACUUAUUCACAAAGAUCAAUUAAAUUCUAAUUUAUUGAAAUGUCAUAAGUUAUCAUCAACAUAUUUAAUAAUUUUUUGUUACUAGAGUAAUGAUGGACAUUUAACAUAAUAUAUACUGACAUUCAGCUAAUCUCUGUUGUUUAAUUUACUGAUCACUACAGGUUAUAAGAACUAGUACCAUGACCAGAUCAUGUACCAUGAUCUGAGAACCUUAGCCUCAGAAGUAAACUAAUAGUAAUCUGUAUAGUAAUAGCCUUUAUAUCCUUUAUACUGAUGUCUGUCAAAUGGGUUGUAUUUGUAUUUAGGCAUAUUAGCCAGCAUGAGACUCAGGGUAGUGUGUUCUGGUCAAGACAGGACUGGGCAAUGUGGCAGCUGUGUGCCUGUAACUCAGCAUCAAACCUUAGCAUGGAACUCUCGUAUGUAUGGUAUACACUCAUUCAAAAUUUUGGAUGCAGGAAAGGAUGUAGCCGUGUACUGGUAUAUAUAUUUUCUGACAUUUAUUCUCUAAAUUUCUUUAGUAAAAUUUUAAUAUUUAUAAUGUUUUUGCUUUUUUUUUGUAAGUUUAUAUAUGAAUACUUGAUGAGAUAUUGCCAUGUAGACAGUUUAAUAAUGAGUAACAUCCAUUCCCACUGCAUAAAUUUAUUACAGAAAUGACACUGAUAUUUUGAAAUGUAAAUGAUUGUCUUUGGAUCAAAGGCAUUUCUCAAGUACACUUGUACGAGUGACAUAUAAAUAUUAUUGCUUUGGUUGAUUGUCCUUGAGAAGUUAAAUUCUGUGAGAAAGACCAAGAUUGGGGGAUUUCCAUCGAGUGGUGAGCAUAAACAGGACAUGUGUGUCCCCGGGUCCAAUUGCUUAAUAGUGAUGCUAAGUACAGUACUGUACAAACACCUGCUAAGUUUCACGGUCAGUAGUCCUUUUUGUAGACAUUUAGGGUUUCUGAUAUUUUUGAUGGCCUAUUGACAUUGGAAAUUACAAUUUUAUGCAGAAGAUGCACAUGAUAUUCCCAUAGAAAUAUGAAAAGAAAUUAUCAUGGAAAAGGAUCUAUAUAGGAUAAAUACGCUUAUUAAGCAUAAUGAUGAUUAAAACUAACAUAGUCCAACCUCAAGAAGAUAUAUUUAUUGUCAUUUAGUAGAGUAUGUUGCAGUUAAUGAGGGUGUACUGUUGAACUAACAACUUGGUGGAACUUACACCAGAGUUAGUUUUAAAUUAAAUUAUACCACUCAUCAGUGAGUUAGAUGAUUCACACCUCAGUCUUCCCCCAAAAGAAACUGAAAUUCAUACAUACCCUUGAUGUUCUUCUUGCCUCAUCUAGGAUGAAUUACCUCCCUUCUUCCAUGCCAGCAUAUAUCUACUGUGUAGAUCAGCAGCUGUCACAUCUUGUGGUCCCUCUCCUUAGUUUCUUUAGAGUUGCUUUUGUCCUAGAUGGAAGCUGUAACCACCUCAGGACAGUAGAAGGCUCCGAUUAGGACCUGGAGAUCAUAUAGUAUUGCUCAUGAACACAAAUAUUUCAUCAUUAGAUCAAACAAUUUUAAAUCUAUCAGUGGCAGAACCAGGCACCAAUCUUGGGGGGAGUGCAAACCUGAUGCAACAGUACCACAUACCGGUACCCAAGUCAUGUGUGGGGGGGGGGGGGGUGUGUGCAAGCACCAAAGGUGUGAGGCAAUAAAAUUGGAGAUCUGGAGUGAGCGAUAGCUCCCCCAGCAGGAGAGGCAUUUUUUUAAACAUUUUGAGACAAUUGGUUGAUUUCAUGAUGAUUUACUGUAUAUUGUAAACCUGUAAGCAGGAGAUCCUGGCUUCCAUGAUUCAUAUAAGGAAAAAAAGUCUGAUGAUAUGAGGAAGAGCUGUGUAUGAGUCUUGUUCACCAUCCACACUGUAAUUAUUUCCUUUCAGUCAUACUGACAUAUUUGUCAUAAUAAUGAUAAGGCUACAUUUUGUCACAUUUUUUAGUAAAUAAAAAAGACAUUGCUGUAAUUCCUGACAAAAUCAUAAAAUAAUGAAAACCCAACAUGAACAGUAAUUACUGAUUUGAUUUAUUUCAUUGUUAGAAACUAAAGUUUGUUACUCUCAACUGGCAUUUAAUAUCUGAUAAUAUGAAACAUUAUAUGAUGCUAUGUCAGGUUUGUUCCCCCUCCAGAUUGGUGCCUGGGUUCGUCCCUGUCUUUAUAUCAUAAUUGCUUAAGAGUUCUUCAGUACAGGUACUGGUAUACAGUAUUGUACUUACAGGUGAAUCAUAGUUCAUUUACACAUAGCUAUUCACAGACUAUGAUUGAUUAAUAAGGCAAUAUUUUUUUUUUCAUACACAUUGUACCCUCAUUAAAUCGGAACGUUAUAAUUCGGAUUUUGGCUUACAGUUCAUAUGCUUUUGUUUGUUUUUAAAAAAUGAAUUAAACGAUUUGAAGAGAAUAACUGAGCGGUUCCGAAAAGUCAAUUAUUAUUGGAAUGUUAUGAAAUAGAUUAAGAUGAAUGAAUUAUAGGAAUAUAUUAUGAAUUAUAUUAAGAUGUUGUACAAAACUACGUUUGGGUGCAUAGCUGGGGAGAGGAGGUGGCGGAGGAGGAGGGAGGAGAGGACAAUUCACCUCCUGUGCUCUUAAACAGCGAUCUAUUUAUAAUGACAGUACACAAUAAUUCCCAUGUUGUUUAGGUUCAUUUGGUGCUGGGUUAAUUUUCCCCCAAACAUCCCACACUCAAUCCCAGAUGAGCUGUGGCACCAUAGUAAAUUUCCAGUCUCUUGUUUACAGAGCAGUAACAGCUGAUCAUUCCUGCUUUCCCUCAUAAUGUUUCCAGCACUCACCAUCUCUCAAUCACUAUCAUUGUAACUGCUCAAGGGGGGGUUGGUGCUUACCACAGGAUCUGUCUUGGGCACUUAACAAAUAAUAUUGUAGCGUAAAUAUCAUUACUUAAUAAAUAUUAUGUAGUGUAUAAUGCAUCUCCAUAUGCCCUGGUUUAUUCAUUGAUCAGUUGUCACGCCAACUCACCUCCUGCCUCGUCACUUUACCCUCUUGUCAUCUUACCCUGCGCCUCGUCAGCUCACCUCGCAGUGUUACAUUUAUUUAUUACUGUAUUAUUUACUUUAUUAUUACUGUAUGUACAUUAAAAAAAUAUUUAUGUUUUCACAGUAAUUAUAAAUAAAUCAUGUUAUGUGGCAGCCAAGGCAAGGCGCAAAAUCUGAACAGAAAGUGAACGAAUAAUCAAACUAAAAAAUUAGGAAAUUUUUAAUAAUGUUAAAAUAUUCUGAACUCGGUUAAUUUGGGUUUUUCAGUAAUUCAAGUGACCCAGAGCCCCUUUUUUAUGUCGAAUUAAUGAGGGUAUAGUGCAACUUGAUGUUUGUUGCUCAGAUAGUAAGCAUUGAAUUGUAAUUAGAAAUAUAUGAGGUAUUUUUUAAAUCUUUAUGAAAAUUUCAUAAUAUUCGUCUGCAGUUUUUAAGAUAAAACAAAUGUAGUCACGUUCCAAAUGAAUUUGUCUGUAUAAUUUUUGGUUCAUUGAAAUUUCAUUUAUAUAAACCCUUUAUAGAUUUUCCAUUGCCUGUAGGGUAUUGUAUCCUCAUUGAUCACAUACUGAAGUAACAAGCUGAAUAACAGAGAAUAUGAGAAAAUAAAAGAUCAUAUAAUGUAAGUCUUCUGGCAUUGACUUAGUAUGAAUGAAACAUAGAGUUAUCAGUGUAAUCCUGACUCAGCAUACACACACACAUAGUGACAACAGUGAACCUUUAUAUGAUUUUGGCUCUCAACCAAACCUUAUGGAUUUCUGAUGGUUUUAGAAAUUGAAAUCUCACAGUUAGAGGGAUUGUCACAAAUGAAGUGAAAACUGAUUUAACUUAAACCAAAGCAAAGGUGUUACCGAGUUGUGGCUUUAUGUAUGAGGUUAUCAACAUAUACAUGGAUCACGCACACCUACAGUGAUUUAUUUGCAUGUGUGUGUGUGUGUGUGUGUGACUCCAGGUGGAUAUUUACUUUAGUUGGAAGAAUACUGAUGACUGAGUAUUAUAGAUUUGUAGGAUUGGACAGUACUAUAAGAUAUAAAUGACCUCUUUUAUGAGUUAUUGAGGUUGGACUGUGUUUUCAUCCAUAAGAGUUUCUCAAGAAAAUAUUUUUACUUGUCAUAGAAUAAUGGCACCUUAAUGUAAGAAAAGAUUGAAAUAGUUUCUAGGUGAGCAAAAUUUUUGAUACAGUAUACUCUGUACUGUACAUAGAAAGGUGACAUUAGUUUAGACUGUGUUUUUUUUCAGGAAAAAUGUAAUUAAUACAAUGAAGAAAUAGAGGGUUUGAUUUUAUGAUAAUUAAACAUACAGGUAUUGAUAAUGGAAAUAAAUGUGUACAAAAAAUAUUGUUACUGUAUACAGUACAUCACUGUGAAAAGUUAGUAUUUGUAAAGCACUAUCAAGGUCAGACCGUAAGUUUAGGUUAAGGGAGAUGAAUGGUCUCUUAAUUAGUAUUAAUAGUUUAAUAUGUUAUUAUAUUGUUAAAGAAGAUUUUUUGACCAAAUUUAAGAAUUUUUUAACAUUGAAAAUCGAAUGAGCUCUUGACCUAGUUCUCCAGUAGUAUAAUUUAGAGCCCAAGGAAAUAGUUCCAUUUGUCAUGAGGAAUCUCAGUAUACAUUGGCCUAAGUGGUUUAACUGAAAACAAAAUUGUGCAUUGAAACUGAAAAUGUAAAAGUUAACUUAAAACAGUGCAAGAGUGAUAAUGAUGUUGAAAGUGAGAUGGAAAAUUCCUUUUGUGGCUUUACUGUGAUUGGGCAAUGUUGAAGGGCCGUUCAGUCAACAGUUGACUAAAGGAGCAUGUGGGUUAUGUGUUAUAUGUGCUCUGAUUAAUGCUGUAUUUUGCUAUAUGGUAUUAUGUACUUUCAUAAAUGUAUACAUAGUCAAAGAUAGCUUUUUGCUAUUAUUAAGAAUGUUAUUAGACUAUGUGAGGUAUUAUUGUGUUAACAGUGUUGUACUGUCAUGCUGGAAUGGUAAUGUACUAUCUAAAUUUA
Molecule: messenger RNA, 9108 nt
Organism: Homarus americanus (American lobster)
Lineage: Eukaryota; Metazoa; Arthropoda; Malacostraca; Decapoda; Nephropidae
Exons: 6
Coding region: 185-3370 (1061 amino acids)
Source: RefSeq, a predicted model, not a curated record